Messenger RNA from Scomber japonicus (chub mackerel), 522 nucleotides. RefSeq names its product gamma-crystallin S-1-like. The transcript has 3 exons. The record is from RefSeq and is a predicted model, not a curated record. Gene Ontology annotation, biological process: visual perception; lens development in camera-type eye. Gene Ontology annotation, molecular function: structural constituent of eye lens. Bases 1 to 522 code for a protein of 173 amino acids. Lineage: Eukaryota; Metazoa; Chordata; Actinopteri; Scombriformes; Scombridae.
AUGAGUAAGAUCAUCUUUUAUGAGGACAAGAAUUUCUCUGGGCGCCAUUUUGAGUGCUCCGGUGACAUUGCGGAUAUGUCAUGCAUCCUCAAACGCUGCAACUCCAUCAGGGUGGAGAGCGGCUCCUUCGUGAUCUAUGAAAAACCCAACUACAACGGCAGCCAGUACUACCUGAAGAAAGGAGACUUUCCUGACUACCAACACUGGAUGGGUUUCAGCGACUUAGUCAGCUCCUGCCGAUUCAUCCCCGCGGAACAUGGCUUGUUCUACAUGCGCCUGUAUGAGCGCAUAGAGUUUGGAGGUCAGGUGAUGGAUCUGGUGGACGACUGUCCCUGCGUCAUGGACCGCUUCCACAUAAAUGACAUCUUCUCCUGCAACGUAACCAACGGCUACUGGCUCUUCUACGAGCACCCAAACUACCGGGGCAGGAUGUACCUGAUAAGACCUGGAGAGUACAAAAGGUUUAGUGAGUGGGGUGGCAGGACCGCCAGGGUCGGUUCCAUCCGACGCAUCAUGGACUGA